Drosophila serrata is the source of this 1857-nucleotide messenger RNA. Its product is annotated as glucose dehydrogenase [FAD, quinone]. Gene Ontology annotation, molecular function: oxidoreductase activity, acting on CH-OH group of donors; flavin adenine dinucleotide binding. The record is from RefSeq and is a predicted model, not a curated record. NCBI's taxonomy places the organism in Eukaryota, Metazoa, Arthropoda, Insecta, Diptera, Drosophilidae.
AUGAACCAACUUCUGUCAAUUGUAUUGCUAUUAAUCCUAAAUGGAUGCCGGGCAGAUGUCAAUCGGUUGCUAUUGGAGCAGCUUAACCAGGUGGGAUUGGUCAAUCUUUUAGAUCAGGCAACGCGUCCCAAUGUACCCAGGGAUCUAACCAAUUAUGAUUUUAUUGUAAUUGGUGCCGGUGCCGCUGGCUGUACCUUGGCUGCCCGUCUCUCGGAGAAUCCCCAAUGGAAGGUGGCCUUGCUGGAGGCUGGUGGUGUGGAGAAUAUAGCCCAUUCGACACCUGUCCUGGCUGGUUAUCUUCAACAGACAUCCUCCAAUUGGGGCUACAAAUCGGUGCCGCAGAAACUCUCCUGCCUGGGCAUGAACAAUCAGGAGUGUGCCCUGCCCAGGGGUAAGGUUCUAGGAGGCACUAGUUCCAUCAAUUAUAUGAUCUAUAAUCGUGGCAAUCGAAGGGAUUUUGAUGGCUGGUCGGAGGCUGGUAAUCCUGGUUGGAGCUACAACGAAGUCCUGCCCUAUUUCCUGCGCAGCGAGAAUGCCCAGCUUCAGGGGCUGGAGAAUUCGCCAUAUCAUAAUCACAGUGGUCCCUUGAGUGUGGAAUAUGUACGCUUCCGGUCUCAACUGGUGGAUGCCUUUGUGGAGGCUUCUGUGGAGUCGGGAUUACCACGCACCGAUUACAAUGGAGAAUCACAAUUUGGAGUUUCAUAUGUCCAGGCCACGACCCUUAAUGGACGACGGCAUUCGGCCUAUUCGGCGUACAUAAAACCAGUGCGAGAUCUUCGCUCCAAUUUGCACAUCUUUACCUAUACCCGAGUGACCCGCAUCCUUAUCGAUGAUGCCACCAAAUCUGCCUACGGUGUGGAGUUUCAUUACAAGAACAAACCCUACACUUUCAAGGCUCGAAAGGAGGUGAUCCUCUCGGCAGGAGCCUUUAACUCGCCACAACUACUAAUCUUGUCAGGAAUUGGACCAGAGGAUAAUCUAAAGGCCAUUGGAAUUCCGAUAGUUAAAGAGCUACCAGUGGGUCGUCGUCUCUACGAUCACAUGUGUCAUUUUGGACCCACUAUUGUUACAAAUACCACGGGUCAAACCACAUUCACCUCCAGGGUCACACCCACUGAGGUUCUGUCGUAUCUCCUAGCUGGAAGUCCUGCCACCAGAUUGAGCUCCAUUGGUGGAGUGGAGGCAUUAGCUUUCCUCAAGACACCACGUUCUACUUUGCCCAAGGAUUGGCCAGAUAUCGAACUUAUUAUGGUCACUGGGAGCCUGGCCAGUGAUGAGGGCACAGGCCUCAAAUUGGGUGCCAAUUUCAAGGAUGAGAUCUAUGACAGGAUGUACAGAGAAUUGGCACAGGCGCAGCAGGAUCACUUUACGCUGCUGGUCAUGCAAUUUCAUCCCGAGUCUGUGGGUCGCCUUUGGCUAAGGGAUCGUAAUCCUCUCGGCUGGCCCAAGAUUGAUCCCAAGUAUUUUGUGGCCGAGGAAGAUGUGGAGUAUCUAUUGGAUGGCAUUAAGGCCAGUUUGCGGAUCAUGGAGAUGCCAGCGCUGCAAAGGAUCGGGGCAAGAUUGCUUCAGAGACCAACGCCGGGCUGUGAGGGUCAUAAAUUCGCCUCGGAUGAUUACUGGCGAUGUUCGAUUCGAACGUUAUCCUAUACACUGCACCAUCAGGUGGGCACCUGUCGCAUGGGACCGGAAAGUGAUCCCACCAGCGUGGUUAAUCAUCAGCUAAAGGUUCAUGGCAUGAGGAGACUUCGUGUGGUGGACACUAGCAUUAUUCCAGUGCCACCCACCGCCCACACCAAUGCGGCGGCCUUUAUGAUUGGGGAGAAGGCUUCGGAUAUGAUACGAUCCGAAUGGAGUUGA